AUCGGCGGAAAUUUCGUUGUUGAGAUGUUUGUGAUUGCGCUGGGUGUAAAAAUUUGGUUUUGCGUGCGUAAUAAUUGUUCCUCUUGGAGGAUUUUGAGUUAAGGACGGCGUGCUGGUGGUUUUGGUGUCGUUAUGUUGGUGUCAAGUUCAGGAAGGUGUCAUGGUGGUCAAGCGUUAACCUCGCGCAACAAAAUAUUCUUAUUCGCGUUGUGAAUAGAGCUGUUUUUGGCGUGUUUUCAAAGUUCUAUGACUGUUGGAAAUAUUUAGCAUUUGUGUGACGACAUACUCGUGCAAGUGAGACAACCUGAGCGAGGUCGCCUCGAGAAUCACUCCGUUUCAUUUUACGCGAGUUUCCAAGUUGUCCGGUUGCUAAAUCCGUGUGAAACCGUGUUAGAAGUAAAUCUGUUGAUGGAGUUGACUCGCGGUCGUGCGCUAAUGUCGCGAGUGAGCUGUGAAAAAGUGAAGUUGAUGCGGCAGUGAAAUUGCUGAUGUGAUGACAGUUUAGUGGCGAAAAUGGCCUCAAGUUCUACUUUCGAGGCGAAAGUGCUGAUGGCCAAAGGCAAGCGAGCAACGGCCGCUUACAUCCACGCCGACUGCUCCAGCUCGCCGUGCCCCCAGCACCUCAACGCCGUCCUCGACAGCCUCCUCAACCCCGCGCGGUCCAUCGACGAGUGGGAGACCAUCGACUGGUGCAAAUGGCUGAUGGCCGGGGGUCGGACCCCCGACGAAUUCGCCAACACAGUUCGAGCGUACGACAACCAAACGACCUGUGGCCUCGUCUGGACGCCCAACUUUGUGGCCUAUCGAUGUCGCACCUGCGGCAUAUCACCCUGUAUGUCGCUAUGUACCGACUGUUUCAAAAAAGGCAACCAUCAGCGACACGACUUCAACAUGUUUCUGAGUCAAGCGGGCGGUGCGUGCGAUUGUGGCGACACCUCGGUCAUGAAGGAGACAGGGUUUUGCGAUCAACACGGCCCUGACAAAUCGGCAAAUAAGGGUAAAGCACCGAACGAUCUGAUGUGUGUCGCUGAGGCGAUGAUGCCCCGGAUUAUUUUUCGGUUUCUUUUACAUUUGAGGGAGAACUGUCAUAUGAAAGGUCCAAUCCAGGACGCGGAUGGUUUUAUUACCAUGUUGGUGGAUUUUAACAACAUGGGGGCGCUGAUGCGACGCGUGAUGACAUCAGCAUUGACCAAUCCGCAGAAAUAUCGCGACUUGAACGAAAUCCCCCAAAAUUGCGAUUCGGAAUAUGCCGCCUAUCUCACCGAAUCGAAACGAAUCUACGAAGAAGCGUUGGCUUCGUUAGCCAAUCCGGAACCGUUAGAAGAGUAUAAAGACUGUCCUUCGCUCCAGAGGAAUUUGGCGCAUAAGACGUUCCUCGAAGAACUUGUUUUCUGGACUGUUAUGUUUGAAUUUCCCGAAAAAGUCGUCUGUUUGCUCUUGAAUAUGUUACCGGACCCGGAUUACAAGGAGGCUUUGAUGCGCGCAAUUGUUUUACACUAUAGUCGCAUUUCGAUGAUGUUGGAACGGACGAAUGAUCCCGAAAACGUCAGUAAUCGAGUCGUUCACGCUAGCGUGCAAUUAUUCUCGAAUGAAAGUCUCGCGUUGCGUAUGACCGAACAAUUGAAUCUCUUACACGUGAUGGUGGUGAGUUUGAGGUACAUGAUGAGUAAGAUUUUGGUCGAGAAUAGUCUCCACGCCCCCGAAAAUAAUUUCCAUUACGUGGUCGAUUGCAGCAAGCGUGUCAUGACGGAUCAUUGCUAUUGGCCAUUAGUUAGCGAUUUAAACAAUGUGCUGUCGCACCGUCCUGUCGCGCUUAAAUUCAUGUCCGAUGAUAUGCUGAUCAAGAUGUGGUUUGGUUUCUUGGGCAUGUUUCAAGGCAUGAAUGUCAAUCAACGUGAAACUAAAGAACACGUUAAAUUUGAACCUAAUACUUAUUUCGCGGCGUUUAGUGCCGAACUGGAAGCUAGUGCUUAUCCAAUGUGGGCGCUAGUGUCGCAUUUGACGGAUGCGAGUACGGCCGAUUUGACACGAAAAGUGCUUUCGGCCUGUUUGAGGGAAUUGAGGAGUUGGCUCGAAGCGAUCAAUUUUACUUGUUUAAAUAUGAACGAUAAUCUACAAGUGUCGUUUCAUUUGCCACUUCAUCGCUACUUUUCGGUUUUUUUGUGUCAAGCUGUUGCCAAACAGGGGAUUACCUUGGAUGAGGUUUUGCCAUCGAAUGAGGACCUGAUGGUUAUGAUUAUGCAUCCACUGAGGGUUCAGGUGGCGUUUUACGAAAUUCUGAACGACUUGUGGGUCCGCAACGGUCUCCAAAUCAAGGGCCAAGCCAUGACUUACAUCCAAGGAAAUUUCUGUAAUUCGAUGGUGGACGCCGAUUUGUAUCUCCUCCAAAUCGCAUGUACGCGAAUGAAUUACAACGACUUCAUCUCUCUUAUUAUCGACAAGUUCCACGUAACCGAAUCUCUGAGUCUUGCUGAACGACCUCCUCAAAACCCCUACCUUAAACCCGAACAUAACAAUCGAAUGUUGGAGAGUUUCUUGACGUUUUUGGCCACUCUUGUAACAGUUCGGACGAAUAUUGGAUUGUCCGAAACCGAACUGAAUCGUCUCGAAAUGGCAACGCUGUUGUGUAUGAGUGAUCGGACGCAUUCGCAACUAAUGGAAUUGAUGCCGGAACGUUGUGGUACGUCUCAAACGCGCGAUUUUGAGACACUUUUGGCCGAACUGGCCGAUUAUAAACCGCCAGUUUUGGAUCCCAGUGGUGGUAAUUUACAGCAAGGGAUGUAUUCGGCUAAGCCACACGUUUGGGAGAAUUUAUACGAUCCAAUUCAUGUGCUGUUACGUGCCGUACAUCGACGUGAUUUCCACACGUCGAUGGAUCGCUACACGGAUUAUGUCAAAGAUGCGAAUAAAUUGAAAGGUGGGAUCAGUCCGUGGCUACCAUUCCGCGAACCCACCUCAUGUUCCAAAGCCUACGACGAUCCGAGACUGAUUUUAAAAUCAAGGGUCUUCCAUGCCGUUAUUUUGGUCAUUUUACAAAAGGCCGUUCGAGGACAAAUUCCCGAAGAUGUAACAGCUUUAAUUAUUUUCCUAUUGGAUCAAGCGGUGACCAUUAGCGAGCGAAAAGAAGAACAGGCGGAGCCAAAGUUCUACCACCACCAAUCAAAACCACUAAACGAUAUGAAUUUCGACAAUUGGUACUCGUCUGAUUGCAUUUUUGAAAAUUUGGCCACGCCCAUCGCUAAAAUUGUGUUAACCCCAGAACCUGAAGUCUCCCCCAUGACGUAUAGUAGUGAUAGCGACAUCGAGUGGGAAAAUUCGGAAGUUGAUACGGAAAUGUCCGAUGUUAAUCCGGAUGGGAAUAAUAUUUUGAUGCUGCAAGAUUCAGCCGGUUGGGACCAAUCAGGUACCGAUUUGAUGGUGUUUGUUCCGCAAGACUCCUCCCCCGGUUUUGAGCCGACCAAUCCCGUGCUAGCUCUCCCACCGUCGACGUCAAUGGACGUGGAUAAUAUGACUGUUGCCGUGACGACGCGUUCUGUUGUCCCCGCCCAUUCGGAACCGCCUGCACUUCCGGCGAUUACGGCCGGAAAUGAAGUUGCGAGACCUUGGACUGGGAAUGAGUUGGUUCCGUCAACGUCAAGCGCCUCGGGUCAUAGGAGGCCGUACAGGAGGCGGCCGACUUUGGAAGGGGGCGGGGCGACUCCGCCCACUGUUGAACUGAACGAAAGUAUAAUUUCGUUGUUGUUAAAGCUGCAUUCGCAAUUGUCGGGCGUUCCGGAUAGUUUUAAAGGGGAGGAGGAGGAUGAUGAAGGGCGUGGUUUGAUUGGCGACGGGCCGUUUUUUAUUGGACGUUUGUUGAGGAAAAUCUCGCGAUUGGAUGAGGAGUGUCGAAGGUGUGUCUUGGAGGCGAGGAUAAAGUUGUGGCCCAGUCAGGAAGAACGGGACGAAGCGAAACGACAAAGAGAGAAUCGCGAGAAGGAGGAAAGAAGGAGGAGAGCAAAAGAAAGACAACAGAAAUUAAUGGCAGAGUUUGCUUCAAAACAAAAACAGUUUAUGGAAGCGAUGGAAACGGAUGAUAACGUUUUGAAUUCGGACGAGGAGUUGUUUGUGAGUAAACAGGAGUACGAUUGUGUGAUUUGUAACCAAGCCACGCCCAGUACUGAGGAGAAACCGAUGGGGUUGGUUGUUUGGAUUCAAGCGACUAGUGUUAUCGGGCAUAGGCGGAGACAUGGUCAGUCAGUGUUGCCAACUUGUGAUGAUGAAAGAACGUCAUUGAGACGAGAUGAUACGUUGAGUGCCGAGUUUGACCGACGGUUGGAGGAAUUGAAUCAAUAUUUUGAUCCUAAAUCUUGGUACUUAUCAGUGAACGUUGGAUGGGAUGGAGGUGUUCAUGUGCAAACUUGUGGCCACCAUCUUCACCUAGACUGUCUUAAUUCGUAUUUGCAAACUUUGAGGUCACAACAACGUGGUGAGUAUUUUUGUCCGCUUUGUCGGCAAUUGGCGAACUCGGUCCUGCCCCUGGCGCCCCAAUUGGGCGAUUGUGCCCAAAUGGUUCGCUCGAAUCCUUCCAGUAUGUCGCAAAUUUUGGACGAAUUGAGCGAUUUUUUGCGUGAAAACGACCAAAAACCUAGUAAUACAAGUAUGGCGGAAGCGAUCGGAAAAAUAAUGGAAGUUAUGACAAGUAGUACACAAUUGAAACCGAUGCUUCGAUCGAAAAGUGAUCGUCCUAUACCUCAAAGUCUCUUCCUAUUUGUCACAUCAAUCGCUCGGACCAAUCUCGAGACGGAAUUGAGUCAACGAGGCGGGACUUUAGUGAUGUCACGUGACCCACCUAAUCCACUCCUACCAAAACGCGAUUGUAUAGUUCCUCUACUUCAUGUACUUUCGGUCCACGCUCGCGUGGCUCGAGUGUUGGCUAUGUGGCCGGCUUGGAUGACCUUCCAGCAGCUGUGUGGUUUGCCCCCGAAACCCCCAAGUGAUACGGCACUGGCGCCGGUCGAAAACGAAGUGCCGCUACUGCUCAGGGAUCCAGUGGCGCUUCUUUUGCAAUUUAUCCUGCUUUUGCCGCUACAUCUAGAUCAAAAUUAUUUCAUAACGACAGUCCAAAUGGUAUACAAUUUAUUGUAUUACCAAGUGGUGGCGCAGAUAUCCUGCGGUUUAACCGGAGCCGAGCGCGCCCGAGCCACGGCGGGCGCUAACGAAGGCAAAAUUUGUACGUUAACCGAUGCCCUUGCCCUUAUCAAUCGGUGUUUGGGACACACUGCGUUAUACAUGGAGGACGAUGAAGAGUGCACCGAAAAACCUCAAGUCAAUAUGGUGGCUCUUGAGCUACAAGUUCAAAAAUUAUGUCUGCCUUAUCUACGAAUCGCUGCUCUUCUCAAAUAUCACAUCUAUCAGCAAGCCUUGCCCGAUGUGAGGGCACCCGAGACCGAAUUCGUUUGUUUGGUGCAUUAUUUGGAAUUGGUUACUGAACAGGUCACGUGGGACUGUAAUGCCGCCGCUGCUUUGAAUUGGCCAAUCGAAACACAGAUGUAUACAGCAUCACCACAAUCGUGGUGUAACCAGUAUGCGGUUUUCGUUGCUAAAAGUCAGAUAGCAGCACGGUCGUUCCUUGUGGAUCAACACAUCACGUGGCAUCCGCCACGCCUACUUAAAUUGCCGAGGGAGUACGAGAAGAUUUUCACCUACUAUCACAAGAGGCCGUGUAGUCAAUGCCAGUCUGUCCCGCAAGAAACGGGCAUUUGUUUAAUGUGUGGCACCAUCGUGUGUUUGAAACAGUCAUGUUGCAAACAACAGAACAUCUGUGAGGCGACUGCGCAUGCGUCGGAGUGUGGUGCCGGCACCGGUGUUUUUCUCGUAGUUACAUCGACUUAUAUUAUUGUAAUAAGAAGGCACAGGGCGUGUCUUUGGGGUUCGUUAUACUUGGAUGAUUUUGAAGAGGAAGAUCGGGAUUUGAAGCGCGGGAAACCGUUGUAUUUGAGUAGGGAGAGGUACCAACUGUUGGAGCAGCAAUGGCUAGCGCAUCGGUUUGACCACAUCGAAAAAACGUGGAUCCAGCACGGAAAUGCUCUUUAAUUGUAUAUUUAUGAAUUGUGAUAAAGAUAAAUGAUGUCUUUUUUCGAAUGUUAUGUAUAUUUUCGUGGUGUUUACUUUUAUUCUAGUCUAUUGGUAGGUUGACUAACACAGGGCCUAAUUCUUUUUACGUAUUUUUUUUUUGUUAGAUUUUAGAGUGUUUUUCUUGUUGGGAGAGUUCAUCAAGAUUAAUUCAAAAUUAUUAUGUACAUAUUAGAGUUACGAUAGUAUUGUUCACACGUAAAGUGAUUUAUUUUAGUGUGGAAGUACUGUAAUGGCUUGUGAUAAUCACGUAGGUUUAAGUUAUGAUGUGGGUCAGUUCUAAUACGUCCAUAUCAGUGUCUUCAAACACAUGUGAAUUUGUUCAUACGCGCGCUAAUUAUUUAUUUUGAGGUUAUUACGAUCAAGGAGCGCCACGAAAUAACUAGCUCGUUCAUUUCUUUGAAAUAUCUGUAAAUGAUAAAUAAAUAACCUUGUACAUAA
This is a messenger RNA of Tribolium castaneum (red flour beetle), 6552 nucleotides long. It is a transcript of the gene Ubr3, whose product is annotated as Ubr3 ubiquitin ligase. Gene Ontology annotation, molecular function: zinc ion binding; ubiquitin protein ligase activity. Lineage: Eukaryota; Metazoa; Arthropoda; Insecta; Coleoptera; Tenebrionidae. The coding region runs from base 514 to 6072 and encodes 1852 amino acids. The record is from RefSeq and is a predicted model, not a curated record. The transcript is spliced from 17 exons. Gene Ontology annotation, biological process: protein ubiquitination; ubiquitin-dependent protein catabolic process via the N-end rule pathway. Gene Ontology annotation, cellular component: ubiquitin ligase complex; cytoplasm.